CUCUCUCUCACCAGAACACAAUUUACUCUCAGAGUCCUCCUCCUCUCUCACUAUUUACUCACACACAUCUCUCUCUGUCUCUCUACAUUCUUAUGAGUUUCGCUAGAUAGAGGGAGCGAUAAUAGUUUUUUUUUCUGGCAAAUAGAUAAACAGGUGGAGACGUUGGCUGAUCGUUUGUAUAAUCAAACUACUCGCAUUUGCAGGAAGAAAGACUAAUCGAUGUUGAAGAAAUUGUUAGUUCACGUGCUUUUAUUCUUCUUCUUAACCGCCUCCGUCGCCGGCAGCUUGUCGAUAUGCAACUGCGACGACGAAGACAGUUUCUUCACCUUCGAGUCAAUCCUCCAAUCCCAAAAAGCCGGCGACUUCCUAAUCGCAGUCGCGUACUUCUCCAUCCCAAUCGAGCUCCUCUACUUCGUCAGCCGCACCAACGUGCCUUCCCCUUACAACUGGGUCGUCUGCGAGUUCAUUGCCUUCAUCGUCCUCUGCGGCAUGACCCAUCUCCUCGCGGGCUUCACAUACGGGCCUCACUGGGCCUGGGUCACGACAGCUGUCACCGUCUUCAAAAUGCUGACUGGGAUCGUCUCAUUCCUCACGGCCAUCUCGCUCGUCACUCUCUUGCCUUUGCUUUUAAAAGCAAAGGUUCGAGAGUUUAUGCUUAGUAAGAAGACGAGAGAGCUUGGCCGCGAGGUUGGGAUUAUAAUGAAGCAGACGGAGACAAGUUUGCAUGUACGUAUGCUCACCAGCAAGAUAAGGACGUCGUUGGAUAGGCACACGAUACUGUACACCACGCUUGUGGAGUUGUCGAAGACUUUGGGGUUAAAGAACUGCGCGGUUUGGAUACCUAAUGAGAUUAAAACGGAGAUGAAUCUUACUCACGAGUUGAGACCGGGGCACCACGAUGACAAUGCCGGUGGCGGCGGUGGUGGUUAUGGUGGGGGGUUUUCGAUACCGAUCACUGAGUCUGAUGUUGUGAGGAUUAAGAGAAGUGAAGAGGUGAAUAUGUUAAAUCCUGGCUCUGCGCUUGCCUCGGUCACUAGCCGAGGCAAGCCAGGCAGCCAGACGGUUGGGAUCAGAGUCCCCAUGCUUCGUGUUUGUAACUUUAAAGGCGGGACGCCCGAGGCGAUCCACAUGUGUUACGCCAUCUUGGUUUGUGUGCUUCCGUCGCGGAGCUGGACUUACCAAGAGCUGGAGAUCGUUAAGGUCGUGGCUGAUCAAGUCGCGGUAGCCAUCUCUCACGCUGUGAUUCUAGAAGAAUCACAGCUAAUGAGAGAGAAGCUCGCGGAACAGAACCGUGCGCUUCAGGUGGCGAGGGAGAACGCGCUGAGAGCUAACCAGGCCAAAGCUGCGUUCGAGGAGAUGAUGGGGGAUGCGAUGAGGCGUCCUGUACGGUCCAUCCUCGGCUUGUUGCCUAUGAUAACUCGAGACGGGGGAUUACAAGAGAACCAAAAGGUUAUCGUCGACGCGAUGGGUAGAACCAGCGAGCUAUUGCUGCACCUCGUGAGCAAUGCUGGGGAUAUAACACGUCCUGGUGAGACGCAUUGUUUCAGUUUGCGUUCUGUUGCGAAGGAAACGGCUUGCUUGGCGAGGUGUUUAUGCGUGGGGAACGGGUUUGGUUUCUCGACGGAAGUUGAUAGAGCAUUGCCUGAUUACGUCGUGGGCGAUGCUAGAAAGGUGUUUCAAGUGGUCUUGCAUAUGCUAGGAGGUUUAGUGAACCGGAAGAUCAGAGGUAAUGUGACUUUCUUGGUUUCACCGGAAAGCUCAAAAGUAGAUAGCCAAGAAGCGGUGUGGCGACAAUGCUAUUCGAAAGAAUACAUCAAAGUUAAAUUCGGAUUCGAGGUAGAGACUAGUAGCGUCCCGAGCUUCAACAGCAGUGAAGAUAUUGUAAAGUUAAUGCAAGGAAACAUUAGGGUGGUGGAGGAUGGUUCAGGUUUGGUGAAAAGCCUCUCUGUUGUUUUCCGGUUCCAGCUCCGGGGAUCUAUGCUGUCACAAGGCGGUGGAUAUUCUGGAGAAACUUUUAAAACAGCAACUCCUCUAUCUACUAGUAACGAUCAUUGGCGUCAGGAAGAGAUCAGAUAAGGGCUUGAAUCUGAAAAUUUGUAUUUUUAAAAAAUGGUAGGGGUUUAAGUAAAGACGGUUGUAUAAACCUGAAAAUGAACUAGGUUUAUGAACCUAUCAUGUAGACGUGUUACAUCUUACUGUUAGAUAACAGAAUGAUGUAAACAGAAAAAAGAUAACAGAAUCUAAAAAGUUAUGUCGGAGGAUGUUU
Brassica oleracea var. oleracea is the source of this 2266-nucleotide messenger RNA. RefSeq names its product ethylene response sensor 2-like. The transcript is spliced from 3 exons. NCBI's taxonomy places the organism in Eukaryota, Viridiplantae, Streptophyta, Magnoliopsida, Brassicales, Brassicaceae. Gene Ontology annotation, biological process: signal transduction. Gene Ontology annotation, molecular function: ethylene receptor activity; ethylene binding; protein binding. The record is from RefSeq and is a predicted model, not a curated record. Gene Ontology annotation, cellular component: endoplasmic reticulum. Bases 220 to 2076 code for a protein of 618 amino acids.